Messenger RNA from Macrosiphum euphorbiae (potato aphid), 612 nucleotides. The record is from the annotation of a GenBank genome assembly. Lineage: Eukaryota; Metazoa; Arthropoda; Insecta; Hemiptera; Aphididae.
AUGGCUAGAGAAGAAAAAAAUAAAUUUAAAGCUGAGGUUUCAAGUACCAAAGUUGUAAUAACUAUGGAUUUACAAAGUGUUUUACUUUGCCCAAAAACAGAUGCAUCUGCUAUGUAUUAUAAACAAAAACUACAACUGCAUAACUUUACAAUCUACAGACUCAAUGACAAAGAUUUUACUCUAUAUGUCUGGCAUGAGGGAAAUGGUAGUGUAAGUGCCAAUGAGUUUACUAGUUGCAUCAUUCAAUAUAUUGACACACUUCCAAAUGAAGUGACUGAAGUUAUCUUGAUCUCAGAUGGUUGUAAUUACCAAAAUCGUAACAAGACACUAGCAUGUGCUUUAAGUACCUUGGCUAAAACUAAAAGUAUAACUAUUGAACAGUUAUUUCUGACAAAGGGUCAUACUAUGAUGGAAGCUGACAAUGUCCAUUCUACUCUGGAGCACUACUUUAAAUCACCAAUAUAUUCUCCUGGUGAUUAUAUUAGUAGAAUGAGAUUGGCAAGGUGUAAUCAACCAUAUAAAAUCAACGUUUUAGACUACUCAUUUUUUAAAAAUUAUGAUGAUGUUUGCUCUUUAAAUUCAUUGCGUCCAGGAAAAAAAAACAGGGGAUAA